This is a messenger RNA of Papaver somniferum (opium poppy), 1602 nucleotides long. RefSeq lists its product as uncharacterized. The record is from RefSeq and is a predicted model, not a curated record. NCBI's taxonomy places the organism in Eukaryota, Viridiplantae, Streptophyta, Magnoliopsida, Ranunculales, Papaveraceae. The transcript is spliced from 2 exons. The coding region runs from base 913 to 1380 and encodes 155 amino acids.
UCCAAUGGAGAAGAAGAAAAUGAAGAAAAAUGUCCCAGAAACCCCAACUCUUCGACCCUUCUUCAUCCAAGAAAUCUUCCUGCGACUCCCAGUGAAAUCUCUGUUAAGACUCAAAUCUCUUAACAAAUACUACACAACUUAAUCUCCAGCCAAAGAUUCCAGAAACUAUAUCUCGAUGACAAAAUCUCAAAAAAAAGACACUAAUCCAAGCAUCAUUCUCCAUGAUUAUAAAAGAUUAGAUAGGUGCGAUCGGGACUUCAGACACCUUCCACAUUACGCAUCAUCGACUAUAAUCCAGUGUAACGGAGGCCAACUUGAAGAUCAGACUGAUUACACUUUUAUACCGCUCAUGGCUAUCAAAUGUACUCAUUAUGCAGUUGUAAUGGUUUGGUUUUAAUGAGCGCUGCUGCGAUUUAUGUCUACGGCGAGAGCAGAGAGAAGUUGUUUAUUGCUAAUCCGGCGACGAAAGAGUACAAGACCAUCGGUGCGGAAGAGGUUUCGUAUAGUUUGUAUGGUUUAGGGUAUAUUUCUAGGAACGAUGAGUAUAAGGUGGUGAGAGUCAGGCUGAGAUGUGGAUGGAUAGUUUAGAGGCGGAGAUUUACACAUUAGGAGGAUCGUCAGAUGAAUGGAAGGGGAUUGGUAGUAUAAAUUACAAAUUUGAGGAUCAUCACGGCGUGUUGUUUAAUGGAUUGCUGCAUUGGGUAGCAGACAGGUGGGAGAAGGGUGACCUGGGUCCAUGGCGCGGAGGUGAAGUUAUGGUGGCUUUUGAUUUUGUGAGUGAGCAAUUUUUGGAAGUGGCAUUGCCGCAAGAUCCUUUAGAAACUCGAGAAGAAAGGGCAGUGAGGGUUAGAACUGUGGGGGAGGAGGAUGCCUUUGUGUAGUUUCGCUUAUUGAUCGUAAGCGGAUUGAUGUAUGGGUAAUGCAGGAGUAUGGGGUGAAGAAUCCUGGUCUAAAAGUUUUACAUUUUCCAUAAAUGUGAAGAACACUAGAGAGUUUGGUCUCUCAUGGACUCAAAACACAACGGUUGCGAGGCUCAUACGGAGUUUCGAGAAUAAUAAUAAUGUCUUAUUGCAGGUUGAUACCAGUUUAAUUCUGUAUGACCCAGAGAAGAAAAGAAUUAGGCAGCUGAAGAUCGGCGGCAAUGAGGAAUGGACUGAUGCAGAGGUUUAUGUGCCGAGCCUUUUUUCACUUAACUCUCUUGCUAACAGUGAAGCGCAGAGGCCGAAUAAGAGGCAGCGAUUUAACUCUGGUGCUAGGUUUGUAUGGCAGAGGCCGAAUAAGAGGGAAUCUCGUAGAGGGUGCAGGGUGGAAAACUAUAGAGCAAAGCUGGAAGAGAUUUGUCAAGGUCGACUCGAGGAUGACCCAAUUCUGGCCGUGUAGGUAGCAGCUUUGACCCCCGGACCAGCUAAACCAGGUCUUCAUCACUGUGUUUUGAUGGCUAUUUAGUGUGUGGAUGCCAUUUGUCUAGUUAUUUAGAUUCUCGUUCACUUAUAUUAGUAGCUUUUCUAUUUGUGUUGCAGGAUAAUAUGUAGUAGUAAGAAGAAUUUAUUGGAUGCAAUUGCUUUUUUAGCUUCUCAAUAGAUAUUCAUUUAUAUCCAUUUU